Messenger RNA from Monopterus albus (swamp eel), 2277 nucleotides. RefSeq names its product selenoprotein S (gene selenos). The record is from RefSeq and is a predicted model, not a curated record. Lineage: Eukaryota; Metazoa; Chordata; Actinopteri; Synbranchiformes; Synbranchidae. Gene Ontology annotation, biological process: retrograde protein transport, ER to cytosol; endoplasmic reticulum unfolded protein response. The transcript has 6 exons. Gene Ontology annotation, cellular component: Derlin-1-VIMP complex; endoplasmic reticulum membrane; Derlin-1 retrotranslocation complex.
AGAAGAAGAAGAAGAAGAAGAAGCAGAAGAAGAAGAAGGCUUAAAGAUGGUUGACAUAGGAAGGAGUUACACGUAACCUAAGAACCGAUAGCAUUUCAUAGUUAGCACGGGAGAGAGUUUUUGUGCCUUACAGAGGCAGCGUUGAUUGUAUUUGUCAGAAAUGGACGAUGUGGAGAUUACAGAUAUCAAUGACGGUGGUUUGCCUAAUCAUGUGGAAAAGGUGCCCCUCAAAAACCAGGAUCUGAGUUCCCUGAGCCUAAUUGCAGGGGAACUUCUGUCCCAGUAUGGGUGGUACCUCCUGGUUUUGACUGUGCUGCUCUACCUGCUCAUCCACCACCUGGGAAAGAGGAGAUCCAGUCAGAACUACCACAUCUCACCCCCACAAGAUGCUGCUUUAGUGGCAAGAAGACAAGAAGCCAUGGAGGCAGCUCGAAGAAAGAUGCAAGAGGAACUUGAUGCCAAAGCAGCCAUCUUCAGAGAAAAACAGAGACAGCAAGAAGAAGAGAAGAGGAGACAGAAAAUAGAAAUGUGGCAGAGUGAAAGAGCUGCAAAGGAACCGCCAAAAUCCUUCACUGUAGUAUCUGAUUAACUGCAGAAAUCAGAAGAGGCCAGCUCAUCAACAACAGUCCUGAAGCCCAAGACGGAUAAAAAGCCACUUCGCAGUGCUGACUACAAUCCCCUGACUGGUCAGGGAGGAGGCUCCUGUUCCUGGAGGCCUGGCAGGAGAGGGCCGUCAUCUGGUGGAUGAGGUUAAAGAAGGUCAGACAUUGGUCUUUAUGACCUUUAGCCUCUGACAUCCUGAUGUGCACACUGACUGACUUGAACCAAGUAGACGAUGUCACCAUCUCCUACACUUUUAACUUGCUCUAUACUUUUAAUGGGUACCGAUUAGUUGGUAUAAUUAAUAUAAUUAACCAGCUAUCUUCUCCUGUUUAUCUUCACUCCUGUCAUUAACUCCUGCUGCCUUGUUAAACUUCAAAGAUAGUAUGAUUACCUUAAAUCACACCUUUAAUGGCCAAAUGCUUGGUGCAAUUGAAAGCUUGUAAUGACGCCAUUCCUGAAAACGGUCUGUAACCGGUAGGUUUGGCUGAUGAAUUUCACAGUCAGUGGGUUUUUUCUUGUUAUAUUUUAAUAUGGUUAUCAAUGUGUACUACCACGGCUUUAGAGCUGACAUCACUGCAGCUGUAGCCGGUCGCCAGUUACAAGAAAUCAUACAUUCUGUCUAUAUACUUAAAGAUUUUGAUCAGUCAAAAUGUAAGGAGCUUAUGUCUACACUGUCACACACACUUUUAUGUAAUAAAGGUAUGGUCACCUUUAGAAAGUGCAACAUGCUUGGUGUGAUUUUUUUUUUUUUUUUAUAAACAGUUUUUAAGUUUUACUUGCACAUUAAUCCUGGUCAUUGGUCCCCAUUCACUAGUUUGUGACAGAUGUUCUUACCUUGUGCCAAAGGUACAGUUUUGCAUAUGGACAGUAGGAACAUGCCCCUACCUAUAUUUUGGGAGUUAUCUGAAGCUCAUAUUAUUUGCAAAUGUCAUAUUGCUCCCAGAUGUGGAGGAAGCGAUAGCCGGCGGUCAGUUCAAUGACAAUAUGUUAUCAGGGUUGUUGGUCUAUACCUCAAGCAUGGGCAAGAUGUAGUCUUACAGGUGACAUUCCCUGUCCUUUACUGCCUGCAAACCAUAGCACACACAUCAUUUUGUCCAUGCCACAUCUUGUCCUUUGUCGAUAACAUUAUUCCAGCUAACGAGAUCGAGGGAGUUUUGAAUGGAGGAGAAACAGGAUCAGACUAGAGACAUAGAGCGGGUUGAUGAAGAAACAAGGGCAUGUUUCAGUUAAAGCUCUAAUUAUAAAUAAUUGUAGUUCAGAGUUAUAUGGAGGCAUCAGCAUUAAAGUUAUUUGAUCUGCUGUGCCCCAGUAAAAUGACACAUUUGAGUUUUAACAAGCUCCUAUAUGCUAUUUGGCAGUAGAUUAAUUUAGAUUAAUGGAAAAAAGAACUGAUCUGUUCUAAUCAAGAAGAUCAAAGCAAAAUACAAGCUGAUGCACAGUGGUUAGGGUGAGAGAGGUACAGUAACACCUGGCUGAGGUUGGUAAACAAGCUGACAUUAGUUUAGUUAGCUAGUAUAUCACCAGGUGUGGAUGUUGAAUGUGAAGUAAAUUAGAGCUCUGUACAUCAAUGCAUAUGCUCAGUUGGACUGCUCUUAAAAUGCUGUUUAUCACUGUAUUACAAACUCAAUGUUGGGACAGUAUGUAAAGCCAAAAUUAAACCUGAAAAUGUGUAAA